This is a messenger RNA of Acanthoscelides obtectus, 1179 nucleotides long. NCBI's taxonomy places the organism in Eukaryota, Metazoa, Arthropoda, Insecta, Coleoptera, Chrysomelidae. The record is from the annotation of a GenBank genome assembly.
AUGCCGGUAGGAUAUGAGAUUGUCAUAGAUCAAAUGCCUGGACCAAGACAAGACACUGAACCAUGUAUGAAGAAACAGAGGACAAACAAAACAUACAAGCAGCAGAGUCUAACAGAUGAUGAACUUCGUACAAUUUUGGAAGAAUCAGAUAUAGAAGAAGAUCCAUUCCUGAACGACAGUGACGACGAUCCUGAAUAUAAUGCUAGCAGCAGCAGCGAUUCAGAUGAGGAGAUUGAUCAACAGUCUCGGCCGGGUACUCCAGUUACAUGUAUGCCAGGUCCGCCAGUUGCGCCGAGUACCUCUGUUGCUACUACCUCGCAGUGGUUUUACCAAGAAGUACAUAGUCCAAAAAUCCCAUUUACAGGAGGUUCAGGAGCUGCUGAUCCUCAAUUAUCUGGUGCUCUUCACUCAGAAAAAGUUGUCCUAUCGCUUCUACAAGAAUACCUAGGGGUUGGUCAUUCAGUGUUCAUGGACAACUUUUAUAACAGCGUUAAAUUGACCAAGGAUUUAUUAGAUAAAAAAACAUACGUCACAGGAACUCUGAGAUCAAAUAGAAGGGGGAACCCUCCAGAAGUUUUAGCCAAGAAAUUAAAGAAGGGCGAGCUGAUUAUUCAAUUCAAUACCGAGGGAAUUUGUGUUGUAAAGUGGAAGGAUCGCAGAGAAAUUUUAGCUAUUUCAAAUGAAUUUAGUGGACAACUAGACGAAGUAACUACUCAACGUGGUCAAGUGGUGAUGAAGCCGAUGAUGAUAAAUGCAUACAAUAAGUUUAUGGCAGGGAUUGAUCAUUGCGAUCAAAUGUUAGCAUACUAUUCAUGCGAACAUAAGACUCUUAUCUGGUACAAGAAACUGGCCGUCCACAUAUUUCAAAUCAUGUUGCUGAAUUCAUUUUAUUUGUAUAAGAAAGGCACUGGAAGUCGUAAAGGCUUGUAUGACUUCAGAUUAGAUGUUAUUAGAAAAUUGAUUGGACCACAACCACCAGAUCCCGUACCUAUGCUUAAUCUUCAGCACCUUCCAGAAUAUUGUCCAAAAGGAGAAAAUGGAAAGGCUAAAAGGAGGAGGUGCAAUGUUUGUUGGUCUAAUGGUCAGAGAAAGGAUUCGGUCUAUUAUUGUCCUCAGUGUCCCGGCGGCCCUGGAUUCUGUCUUACACCAUGUUUUAGGGUUUUUCACGCAAAACAAUAA